Molecule: messenger RNA, 8869 nt
Organism: Corythoichthys intestinalis (scribbled pipefish)
Lineage: Eukaryota; Metazoa; Chordata; Actinopteri; Syngnathiformes; Syngnathidae
Product: voltage-dependent R-type calcium channel subunit alpha-1E-like
Exons: 47
Coding region: 255-7232 (2325 amino acids)
Biological process (GO): calcium ion import across plasma membrane; chemical synaptic transmission
Cellular component (GO): neuronal cell body; membrane; voltage-gated calcium channel complex
Molecular function (GO): high voltage-gated calcium channel activity
Source: RefSeq, a predicted model, not a curated record
CCGUGUAGGGGAGGAAGGAACGCUGCUCCCUGGCUGCCAUCCACCCCAGGGGUAUUUAUAGUCCCCAUCGGCGGGAGUCAUCACUCAAGGAAUCUACGUGAAAGCAUCAUCCUCAUCAUCAGCAUCCUCCUCAUCCUUUCUCUCAACUUGUGUGGAGCGGGCAGGGAGGGUCUGCGCGGGGGAUGCGACCUCAGCAGGACUCUGUGAAGGAAUAGGAGCGUAUUGUGGAGGGGUGGCCAAUUACCAGUGUGGAUAUGUUUACGAGUUCCAAUCAGUCCCUGUCCCUCUCCCUCACGCCCACCACGUGUGUUCCAGGCACUCAGAAACGGGUCCAUUCUUCACUGUCACUCCCCGAACCAGAGCCCUGGAGGAAACCACUCCCGGCCGCCCGGCCCGGUCUGGCUCAGGGUGUCCGUUCAUGCUCCCUGCAGGUGCCCCACGCAGAAUUCCUGGAUCUACCUGCUCGGGCGGCUAGCUUUGACCUGCCCUGUGGCGCAGAGGACGAUUCUGACCGGGGUUCGGGGUCCCCCAGCCCGAACGCUGUUCUACGUCGACGCGGUGGCCUGGUGGAGCAGAGGGAUAUCAUCAUGGCUCACCAGGCUCACAAGAUGCAGAGCACGCCACAAGCUCGCAGGAAGGAGUGGGAAAUGGCUCGUUUCGGAGACGAGUCCGCCCCGAGCACCGUGGACUCCGGGGACGGAGACGCGGAGCGCGGCGGGAACGCGCAGGAGCCCGGGUCUGCUGCAACGGCGGUCGAGGGAGGAGGUGCCGACGGAUCGGGCGCGAUGACGGCGUCCAUGAAGCAAGCCAAGGCGCAGCGGGCCCGGACCAUGGCUCUGUACAACCCGGUACCGCAUCAGCAGAACUGCCUGACGGUCAACAGGUCACUGUUCAUCUUCGCGGAGGACAACAUCAUCCGGAAGUACGCACGCCGAAUCAUCGAGUGGCCGCCAUUCGAGUAUAUGAUCCUGGCGACCAUUACAGCAAACUGUGUGGUGUUGGCUCUGGAGCAGCACCUCCCAGGAGAAGACAAGACCCCCAUGGCAAAGAGGCUGGAGAAGACAGAGCCAUACUUCAUUGGGAUCUUCUGCUUUGAGGCGGGCAUAAAGCUAGUGGCAUUGGGCUUUGUUUUCCACAAAGGUUCUUACCUAAGGAAUGGCUGGAACGUCAUGGACUUCAUUGUGGUGCUUAGCGGGAUCCUGGCAACGGCAGGAGCGCACAUGAACAUCCCCGUGGACCUUCGCACUCUAAGGGCCGUGCGAGUAUUGAGACCCCUCAAGCUCGUCUCCGGCAUCCCCAGCCUGCAGAUUGUGCUGAAGUCCAUCAUGAAGGCCAUGAUCCCCCUGCUGCAGAUUGGCCUGCUGCUUUUCUUCGCCAUCCUCAUGUUCGCCAUCAUCGGCUUAGAGUUCUACAGUGGGAAACUUCACCACACCUGUUUGCCGUCUGUCGACAUCCUUGACAAUGAAACGGUGGACUCUUCUGAGUUGGCGUUUGCGUGUGGCGUCAGGAAGUGUCCGGAGAGCUACGACUGCAAUGACACCUGGAUUGGCCCCAACGAUGGCAUCACGCAGUUCGACAACAUCCUCUUCGCCGUUCUCACCGUUUUCCAAUGCAUCACCAUGGAGGGAUGGACGGCUGUUCUCUACAAUACUAAUGAUGCCUUGGGCCCUACAUGGAACUGGAUGUACUUUAUCCCACUCAUUAUUAUUGGCUCCUUCUUUGUGCUCAACCUGGUGCUGGGAGUCUUGUCGGGAGAGUUUGCCAAGGAGAGAGAACGAGUGGAGAACAGGCGGGCCUUCAUGAAGCUGCGGAGGCAGCAGCAGGUGGAACGCGAACUGAAUGGCUAUCGCGCCUGGAUAGACAGGGCAGAGGAGGUAAUGCUGGCAGAGGAGAACAAGAAUUCGGGGAGAUCAGCAUUAGAUGUGCUGAAGAGAGCCAGUAAGAAAACAGGAGCUCGUCGAGGAGCCCCAGGCGAUGACAAGUUCACAGACAUGUCCACUGCCAGCAUGUCCCGGUCCAGAAUGAACUUCCGCAGCGGUCGGCGCGGUCCAGCUGCAUACUUGCGGCGCAAAGAACGCAUGUUGCGCAUUUCCAUUCGCCGCAUGGUGAAGACGGACACAUUCUACCUGAUGGUGCUUAGCCUGGUGGCUCUCAACACCAUCUGUGUGGCCAUUGUGCACCACAACCAACCUGACUGGCUCACCAUCUUUCUCUACUAUGCAGAGUUUGUAUUUCUGGGGCUGUUCCUGGCUGAGAUGUUUCUGAAGAUGUAUGGUUUGGGUUUCCGUCUCUACUUCCAUUCAUCUUUCAACUGCUUCGACUGUGGCGUUAUUGUGGGCAGCAUUUUCGAGGUAGUGUAUGGCUUCUUCCGGCCCGGUAUGUCUUUUGGCAUCAGCGUGCUGAGGGCGCUGAGGCUUCUGAGGAUUUUCAAGAUCACCAAAUACUGGGCCUCUCUAAGGAACCUUGUUGUAUCACUUAUGAGCUCUAUGAAGUCCAUCAUCAGUCUGCUUUUCCUGCUCUUCCUUUUCAUCGUGGUGUUUGCACUGCUGGGGAUGCAGCUUUUUGGGGGACGGUUCAUAUUUGAAGAUUACACUCCCACCAACUUUGACACGUUUCCAGCUGCCAUCAUGACAGUAUUUCAGAUAUUGACCGGCGAAGACUGGAAUGAGGUAAUGUACAACGGGAUUCGCUCGCAAGGAGGCGUGCAGUACGGCAUGUGGUCGUCCAUCUACUUCAUUGUACUUACCCUGUUUGGAAACUACACACUCCUCAAUGUCUUUCUGGCCAUUGCUGUGGAUAACCUGGCCAAUGCACAAGAAUUGACAAAGGAUGAAGAGGAAGAAGAGGAAUUCUUCAACCAACGGUAUGCCAGAGGCAGAGAUGGCUUAAUAUCUGACGGCAGAAGAAGACCCUACCUUUACAGGAAACGUGCCAUCCAUCGUGGUCGUCCUACCUUUCCCGACGAUGCGGAUGGAGCGAUGGCAGCUGCCGAUGAGCAACCCCUCAACAGCUCCAAUGCCUUUGCCAACCGCCGCGAGAGGCGGAGAAAAGUCAAUAUGUCGGUGUGGGAACAGAGGGCCAAUCAGCUACGCAAACGCCGCCAGAUGGCAAGCAGAGAGGAGCUCUUCAGCAGCCCAGCUGAGGACAAUGUGGAAACCCCUAGUACUCACCACGUACCCGCAUUGUCUGCAGAAGCCAGCCCCGCCCACCUGCCUGAGUCCCCCAUGUCGGUAGGGAUGCCCAUCCCUGAACCGCCGAUGUCUAUAACCGUCCCCAUACCUGAACCCCCGGCGGCUGAGCCUUUGAUCAACCUCUCUGAGGAGAGAACGGGUGGCACUAACCACCGGUCUACAGGUGGAGGAAGACACAGGAUGGCCCGCAAGUUCAGACCAGGUCAGGGGGCAGAGGACGGUGCCAGACACCGACGCCACCGUCACCGCGAGGCCCGUGCUGAAGCCAAGAGUCUGGACAGCACGCAGACACCACAUAAUGUGCUGCUGGUCAAGCGCUCGCUCAGUCAGGAGAGGAGGAUUCUGGACGAGAGGGAAGAGAAUGAGGAGAAAGCUGAGGCAGAAGACCGGGUCCAGGAAGAUUCUGGAAUGUGUAUCGUCAACCCAUAUGCCGACAUCGGAGAGGAUGGAAGGAUACCUGACAUUCCUGAACCUCCUUUAUGUGAAAGGCUCCUAGAUUGUCAUACCAUCCCAGUGGAGACCGCUCUGGAUGUCACGGAGUAUACCGUGUGCACCCUUGAAGCAGAGAAACGCACGGGUUCCCUCCACCGAAAGUCCAAUCCGGAAGGGUGUGUGUCCAUAGAGAUAUCUGCACAACCGCUGCUAGAGUUGACCCCAAUGACAGUGAACAGUAAAGAGCUGGAGGCCUACAAUUCUGAACAAAGAGACAGAGAGGAUGACACAGAGGAGGAGGAACCUCCAAUUCCCUCCAAACCUGUAGCACCAGACAGCAUGUUCCUUUUCAAGGCCUCUAACCCGAUCAGAAGGAUCUGCCACUACAUUGUCACUAUACGCUACUUCGAGAUGAGCAUCCUUCUUGUGAUUGUGGCAAGCAGCAUCGCGCUGGCAGCUGAGGACCCUGUGUGCACUAGUUCAGAAAGAAACAAGGUGCUCCGUUAUUUUGAUUAUGUCUUCACUGGGGUUUUCACCUUUGAAAUGAUCAUCAAGAUGAUCGACCAAGGCCUCAUCCUCCACGAUGGCUCCUACUUCCGAGAUAUGUGGAACAUCCUGGACUUCAUUGUGGUGGUUGGGGCACUCAUUGCCUUUGCUUUGACAAACAACAAAGGUCGUGACAUCAAGACAAUCAAGUCCCUCCGAGUUCUGAGAGUCCUGAGGCCUCUAAAGACCAUAAAGAGACUUCCUAAACUCAAGGCUGUGUUUGACUGUGUUGUGACAUCACUGAAGAACGUCUUCAACAUCCUCAUCGUGUACCAGCUCUUCAUGUUUAUAUUUGCUGUCAUUGCUGUACAGCUCUUCAAGGGCAAAUUCUUUUACUGCAAUGACAGCUCCAUGAACACAGAGAAGGAGUGCCAAGGUUACUACAUCGACUACACCAGGGACAAGAAGGAGGUAAAGAGGAGGGAGUGGAAGAGACAUGAGUUUCACUAUGACAACGUCUGCUGGGCCCUCCUCACUCUCUUCACUGUCUCCACUGGCGAGGGAUGGCCUCAGGUGCUGCAGCACUCUACCGACGUGACGGAGGAAAGCAUGGGGCCGAGUCGAGGCAACCGCAUGGAGAUGUCUGUUUUCUACGUGGUGUACUUUGUGGUUUUUCCCUUCUUCUUUGUCAACAUUUUCGUGGCUCUGAUCAUCAUCACCUUCCAGGAACAGGGUGACAAGAUGAUUCAGGAAUGCAGUCUGGAGAAGAAUGAGCGGGCCUGCAUUGACUUUACCAUCAGUGCCAAGCCCAUGACACGUUACAUGCCCCAGAACAGGCAAACCUUCCAGUACAAGCUUUGGCAUUUUGUAGCGUCACCCUCUUUUGAGUACACUGUGUUGGUGAUGAUCGCCCUCAACACAGUGGUCCUCAUGAUGAAGUAUCACUCGGCGCCGACAGCCUACGACACAGUCCUGAAGCACCUCAACACUGCGUUUACCGUCCUCUUCUCCAUGGAGUGCAUACUCAAGAUCAUGGCGUUUGGUUUUGUGAAUUAUUUUCGAGACACCUGGAAUAUUUUUGACUUCAUUACAGUGCUGGGCAGCAUAACUGAGAUUGUUGUGGAUUUGCAGUCUAUGAACACCAUCAACAUGAGUUUCCUAAAGCUCUUCCGAACAGCCCGCUUAAUCAAACUGCUGAGGCAGGGUUACACCAUUCGCAUCCUCCUGUGGACCUUCGUACAGUCCUUCAAGGCGCUUCCCUACGUAUGCCUGCUCAUUGCAAUGCUUUUCUUUAUAUACGCCAUCAUUGGAAUGCAGGUGUUUGGAAACAUCAAGCUGAAUGACGAGAGCCACAUAAAUCAGCACAACAACUUUAAGACCUUUUUCGGCGCUCUCAUGCUGCUUUUCAGGAGUGCAACAGGGGAGUCGUGGCAGGAAAUCAUGCUUUCCUGUCUUUCGGGUCAGGAGUGCGAGCCCGACACCUCCCUUGCUCCCUUCACCUUGUCUCCUGACCACGAAGGGGGCUGCGGCACAGACUUCGCCUACUGUUACUUUGUUUCCUUCAUCUUCUUCAGCUCCUUUCUGAUGUUAAAUCUGUUCGUGGCUGUCAUAAUGGAUAACUUUGAGUACCUGACGCGAGACUCUUCUAUCCUCGGGCCACAUCACCUGGACGAGUUCGUCAGGAUAUGGGGAGAAUAUGAUCGACUGGCAUGUGGACGCAUCCACUACACCGCCAUGUAUGAGAUGUUAACCCACAUGUCUCCUCCACUGGGUUUGGGUAAAAAAUGUCCUGCCAAGAUUGCCUAUAAGAGACUGGUGCUGAUGAAUAUGCCGGUGGACGAGGACAUGACAGUGCACUUCACCUCCACACUAAUGUCACUCAUACGCACGGCACUGGACAUCAAAAUAGCCCGAGGUGGUGAGGACCGUAUCGCCUUGGAUGCUGAACUGCAAAAGGAGAUCAGCAUCAUCUGGCCUUACUUGCCUCAGAAGAACUUGGACCUCCUGGUACCCAUUAACAAAGACACGGACAUGACGGUUGGGAAGAUCUACGCCUCCAUGAUGAUCAUGGACUACUUUAAGCAGAACAAGGCCAAGAAGCUUCGGCAGCAGUUGGAAGCUCAGAAGAGUAACUUGAUCUUCAAGCGUCUGGAUGCAUCCACCCUCCCUGAAGACAUUCUCUCCAACACGCAGCCUCUGCCCAUGAUGGCCCACAGCGCUGGAUCGGCCUUGACACGAGGGGGUUUUGUGGCCCUGAGUCCCAUUUCUCCACAGGAGCUAUUUUUGCAGUCAAUGAGCUCUGACACAGAUGCCGUUGAGCAACAGAACCUGACGGAGGGUGCCAGCGGAUCAAUCAAGCGUUCCGCUUCUACUGCAUCGGACCAACAAGUCAACAGUCAUUGGCAGGAGGAGAAAAGUCCCGAGCGCUUUUACCGACCUCGUCACAAGAGUUACAAGGCAGCAGUGUCUCGGUCCGAGCACUGGCAGCAGGGUGAUCGAGAUCGAGGCCGAUCCAAAGAGCGGUGCCACCUUCUUUCGCCGGACACGUCCCGCUGCAACUCAGAGGAGCGCAGCAUACAGCCAUCGCGUUCCCCAAGCGUGGGUAGGACACGCCCUGAAGACAAACAGGGUAACAGCUCAGACAGUCCUGUGCCCUCCACAUCUGAGUCCAGCACCCCGAGUGUCCGACGGCCUUCAUCGCAGACCCCUACGCACUCCCGUCCUCACAUCUCAUACUCACCGCUCGUGUGUCGCGCCGACCCCUCCAUUUGCGAGGACGACGAGACGGAGACGGCCAGGCAGGACCAGGAGGCCGUCGGCGGUGAGCGAGGGAACGAAGCAGGCCGACACCAAUCGCCAUUGCGUCGCUACCCUUCCGAGCCCUUCCUGGCCUCGCAGGAGGAGGACCACAGCCCCGAUCCCACCGGACCCAUGGAGACGUUAACCUUUGAGGCGGCUGUGGCCUGCAGCCUGGGACGCUCGAAUACCGUCAGCUCCUCGCGUCCGCGCUUGCGGACUGGCUGGCAGAUUCCCAACGGACACUUUCGCAAGCGUCUGGCGCAAACUGCCUCGGUGGCGGCCAGCGACCCGCUCAGCGAUACGGAGGAGGAUGACCGGUGCUAGGGACAAAGUCAUGUUGACUCUUUGCUGCAUUCUACAUAUCUUAGUUUUAAACAUGAAUUGAUGGCAACAAAGACCACUUCUUCCUGAAACUGUACUUGCCAGUUCACACCAAACACAAACCGUUUAAAAAGAAAACAAAGAUCUAUUUCCUGCCUUGUACUUGAUGAUGGAGGAACAGUACUUAAUGCAACAGUAAACCAUUAUUCUGUACACACGUACGUUUUUUCAACAUCUUAAAGCAAUUUUAAAAAUGUGACAGACCCUUCACUAAAUGUGUGGGUUACCCUGGGUACUGAAAUUUGCAUGUUAGGUUAAUUGACGCUUGUCCAAAGGUUAAAUGUGAAUGGUAAUUUGUCUUGACUAUACUGUAUAUACCAAACUCAGCAGAGAUAGGCUCCAGCUCACCAAUAUUCCAAAUGAGGACAAAUGCUAUAGAAAAUGGAUGAACUGAUGUGUGAAACAGAUUUAUACACAACAGUCAACACAACCACUUGCGAGGCUACUGUUACUGUGUGUAUGUGUCUAUGUUGCCACGCCACUGGCCUUUUUUCCUUUUUUUUUUUUUUAUUUACAGAUAUCAGAUAAUCAGGCCUUAACUGAUUUUAAACAAAAAUAUGGUUAGUGUGGGCACAAAUUCGACCCUAUCGUGGAAUGUGUGUACCCUACUUAAAAUAUUGUACAAGGCAAAAGUCUGAAUAGCACGUCACACACGAGCCUAAUUAAACACAGCGACAGACUUUUGCACAGGUCAACACAAUGAAUCAAAUGGGACUGCUAAAUUAAAUAAUUGUGUGUCUCUCUUUGCAGGUUUUAGGUUUAGUGUGAAUAUGUAACUACAUUUUCCUAAUCAUGACUUUUCUUUGUAAAUACAUUGUGACCAUUAUAUUAGUGUGAAUAUGUAACUACAUUUUCCUAAUCAUGACUUUUCUUUGUAAAUACAUUGUGACCAUUAUACCAUCCAUGCAGGAGACGACUUUUCCACAGUGAUCAACAAACAAUAAUAGUGAUUUUUUUUUUUUUUUUUUUUUUUAAACAAAAUGAAUGGAUCUGCAUGAUGAGUGGGCUUUUUUCUCUUUUUGUACAAUUUAUAACUUGUGAGACAAAAAUGCACCUGUAAAAUGAAAGAAAAUAUGCCUAUUUGUUAAUUCAUCCAGUUUAACGAACCUCUAAAAUCUUCUAUGUCAUUCCCGGUUUAUUAUUUUCCCCAGUCAACACCCUUUACUGAUGCAAGUAUUAUUACCUAUCAGGAAUACUAUCGACAAGUUUGUUUUUUUUUGGUGCAUUUUCUUUCUUUUUUAAUAAACUAGAAACCACUGCAGACAAUGACUGUGAAAAACACUGUAGUGUAGAGACACUCUUACUUAAAUGUUACUCUUCUCCUCAUUAAUAAUGUACAAAGGCUCUUGGUUCAUUUUAGAUAAAAUGAAUAAACCGUAAAAAGGCUGUUGAGCAUUAAAUGUAUGUGUUAUUUUGAACAUGUUCUAAAGGUUCGUGUUUUAAUUGCCUGAACAAAGCCAACUCUGACAAUCAUGACCCAAAAAAUGUAUUUUUAUUCUCAGCAUCUGCAAAGAAAAUAGAAAUGAUUGAUUUUAUGUGUAAAAUAGCUGUAUAUACAAAUAAAUAUGUCCUCAAGUCCA